UGAAUUUUCGAGUAAACACGUGCUGCUAACUAAACUUUUCAUAUAACAUCUUAAAUAAAAAUUGUAAUAUUAGAAAUUAAAAAUGUCUAAUGAACAUGAAGAUUAUAUGGAAGAGAGCUCAUCUGGAAGUGAAGAUGAAGAUAUGGAUGAGGGUGAAGAGGGAGAGGGUAAUGAUGAGGAUACUCGGCCCAAUAUUUAUUUGCCCGAUCAGCCUUUAAAGGAGGAUGAACAUUUAAUAUGUGAUCAGUCGGCUUACAUUAUGCUACAUCAGGCACAAACAGGUGCACCUUGCCUGAGUUUUGAUAUCAUUACUGAUAACCUCGGCAACGAUAGACAUGAGUUCCCUAUGACAACAUAUUUAGUUGCCGGUACUCAGGCAUCCAGCGCACAAUUGAAUAAUCUUUUAGUGGUCAAAAUGUCAAAUCUACAUCCAACUUCAAAAUCAGAAGACGACGAAAAUUCAGAGGAUGAGGAUGAUGAUGACGAGGAUGAAGAGGAAGAUGAAGAAAAGAAACCUCAAAUGACAUUCUCAUUUAUAAAACAUCAAGGAUGUGUCAAUAGAAUUAGGGCAACAAAUUUUAAAAAUUCCAUUUUGGCAGCAAGCUGGUCUGAACUUGGUAGGGUCGAUAUUUGGAAUAUAACCCAACAGUUGCAAGCUGUAGAUGAGCCUGCUUUGCUUGAAAGGUACAAUCUCGAUACUGUUAACAACCCUGUGAAACCAUUAUAUUCUUUUAAUGGACAUCAACAAGAAGGUUUUGGUAUUGACUGGUGCCCUACAGAACAAGGUGUAUUAGCAACUGGAGAUUGUAGGAGAGAUAUACACAUAUGGAAACCAAAUGAAGGAGGUACUUGGACAGUGGAUCAACGUCCAUUAAUUGGACACACAAGCUCUGUUGAAGAUAUACAGUGGUCACCUAAUGAAAGAAAUGUAUUAGCAUCAUGUUCAGUAGACAAGACUAUAAGAAUAUGGGAUACAAGAGCACCACCUCACAAAGCUUGCAUGCUGACAGCUGAAAAUGCUCAUGAAAAUGAUAUAAAUGUUCUGUCAUGGAACAACAAAGAGCCAUUUAUUGCUAGUGGUGGAGAUGAUGGUUUUCUUCAUAUUUGGGAUUUAAGGCAGUUUCCUAGUAACACCCCUGUUGGUACAUUUAAACAUCAUACAGCACCAAUCACUUCAGUUGAAUGGCAUUGGUCAGAACCUAGUGUUUUGGCAUCAGCUGGUGAGGACAACCAGGUUGCCCUCUGGGAUUUAGCAGUUGAAAGGGAUGAUGAAGAAGUUGUAGAUGAAGAAUUAAAGAACCUGCCACCACAGUUACUAUUCAUUCAUCAAGGACAAACUGAUAUCAAAGAACUUCAUUGGCAUAAACAAAUACCUGGGGUCAUUGUGACUACUGCACAUACAGGUUUUAAUAUAUUUAAAACUAUUAGUGUAUAAAAUAAAAUAAUGAAAACAA
Nymphalis io (European peacock) is the source of this 1454-nucleotide messenger RNA. RefSeq names its product glutamate-rich WD repeat-containing protein 1. The transcript is spliced from 7 exons. NCBI's taxonomy places the organism in Eukaryota, Metazoa, Arthropoda, Insecta, Lepidoptera, Nymphalidae. The record is from RefSeq and is a predicted model, not a curated record. Gene Ontology annotation, molecular function: protein binding. The coding region runs from base 83 to 1435 and encodes 450 amino acids.